CAGCAGGUAUUUAAAGGCUGCCACUGCCCACGCCCAUUCAGUCCGGCCAGGACGGCGACGGUGAAGCACCUGGGUUGAGAGGGAGGAGCAAGGUAACACGCAAGCGAUCCCUGCCUCUCCCGUCCCCAGCCCAAGCCUCGUGUGAGGCGGGUGUGUGAGGGACCCGGGAGUGGUUCUCACAGCUCAUCGCCCACCACCACCUUCCUCCCCCACCAUCCUUACCCCACCCAAAUCACCUGGGCAAGACAACCCAGGUGCGAAAGACAGUGAUUCUGAAGGGAAGAGCUAGCGAGUGGAGAAGCAAGAGUUCAGGCGAGGUCACAGCCACAAGCACCUGGCCCUAGGGACCAGCAGAAAGGCUCUUCUGAUUGACCAUCGGAUCUGGCCUAAGUGACAGCACCUAGGAGGCUACCACUAAGAAGACCUCGUGGAGAUCCCUAAACCAUGACCCAGACGGUCAACGAAAGGGAAGAUCCCCUCAAUCUGGGCGGAGGCGGUUGGGCAUCCUCCAUUCCAUUGCACACUUGGUCCUCCUACCACCGAAGGCAGAGGGGUUCUCAGAUGUCCAAGCGGCGUUACCGUGAUGGCACCAAAGCUGAAUAUGAGGCUCCCAGGAAACAACCGAAGCAACAGCAUAGCCCUGGCCCAUGGUUCCAACCGCCCAGAGGGCCCUAUUGGGCGGUGUACUCCAACUGGGGACGCUGCGGAGAGCCCUGGCGCCCACCUCUGAUGGCAUUCCAGAGCCCCCUGUGCCCAGCGCAGAUGAUCCGAGCCUAUGGUCUGCAACCGGUCUGCCUUUGCUGCUGUUGCUGCUGGAGCGGACACUGGAACCCCUGUUGGGAGAGACCCCCUGGCAGAAAGAAGCGCUGGGGACGCAGGGGCCGUGGCCUGCGCCGCCACCCUCGUCGCUCCUUCCCGAGGAGCCCACCAAUAGACCUGAGCAAGCUGCUGCGGCCAGUCAACCUUUACGGGUGGCGGGCGCCUGGGAUGAGAGCGCCUCGGAACACCACUCAGUUUAUCAUGAACCAGGUCUAUGAAGACAUGAGGCAGCAAGAGAAGAUGGAGCGCCAGCAGGCGGUGUUGAGAGCUCAGCAAGCCCAGGCCGGUGGCACCACGCCGGGAGGCUCCACCGUCAACAAGGGGCCUCAUGGCGGCGUCGAGGUAGAGGACAGAUUGCCUGAAGAUCUGUAUGGCUUAAUGCAGGAUCCCUCUCUAACCUUCAGUCCCGCUCCAGUGCAGCAAAUCCAGUCUCCCACCCCACAGCGGGAAGAGGAGGAGGAGAAAAACGAUGAUGAGUGUGGAGAGGUGUGUGAUGAAAAGGAGGAGAGCGAGGAGGAGGAGGACGAGGAGGAUGGAGAGGCAGAGGAUGAAGAUGUGGAUGAGGAGGAAGUUGACGAGGCUGACAAUAUGGAAGAAGGAGAAGAGGACCAAGAAGAGGAGGAUAUGUUGGAAGAGGAGGGGCUGGAGGAGGGACAGCAGAGAGAGGAAGACAAAUUCUUGCCUCUGGGAAUGCCUUUGUCAAUCCUAGUAGGGGACGAAGAGGAAAGAGAGAACUUCAUAAACUACGACUUAUUAAGCCGAGAACAAAUAAUUCCCAACGUGCCAGAGGCAGAUCUGUUUAUGGUACCGGACAUUAGCUGUUAGCCUUCAGAAAGGGAAUUGAGAAACAAAAAGGAACUGAUUUGAGGCUAAUGGGGAUUAACAACUUAUUAAAUGCAAAUUCAAAAGCGAGUUCCAUUAAUAAACAUCAGUGUAAACACCUUCGUUGGCCACUAUAAAAUAUUUAAACAUUGGUGUGUUUGUGUAUGACUGUGACGGGUGGGGGAAAGAAAGAUUUCAGAUAUAUUUUAUUGGAAAUGAUUAAAGGCCAAAUAUUUUAUUA
Messenger RNA from Myodes glareolus (Bank vole), 1882 nucleotides. It is a transcript of the gene Ccer1, whose product is annotated as coiled-coil glutamate rich protein 1. Lineage: Eukaryota; Metazoa; Chordata; Mammalia; Rodentia; Cricetidae. The record is from RefSeq and is a predicted model, not a curated record.